This is a messenger RNA of Acanthochromis polyacanthus (spiny chromis), 2199 nucleotides long. RefSeq names its product heat shock protein beta-1-like. Gene Ontology annotation, biological process: response to heat; protein refolding. The record is from RefSeq and is a predicted model, not a curated record. The transcript is spliced from 3 exons. Lineage: Eukaryota; Metazoa; Chordata; Actinopteri; Pomacentridae. Gene Ontology annotation, molecular function: protein folding chaperone. Bases 321 to 935 code for a protein of 204 amino acids.
CCCUCACCACGUCCCGGGGCAACAGAGGAGUAACACCCCAGCUCAUCAUAUUUCAAGCUUAUCCCUUAGAUAACAGUUAGGGCUGCACAAGUGUUGGAAUGAAUCAGCUGGGUAUAUAAAGUGUGUGAGUGGAGCUUUGCAGAUGCCAAAGCAGCCUCUUUCCCCAGACCUCUGGCUCGCUUUCUGUUCGGGUUCGAACAUAAAAAAUACAGCUGCUCUAUUGUUCAGUGUUCUGGUCAUCAGUCUAGACUUGUUUGUCAGCGUGGAGCUACAGGCUUUGCAGUUUCUCUUGCCUUCAUUCUGAGCUCAUUCUCAACGAUAUGUCAGAGCAAAAUAAAACACUAUCUCGUCCCAUUUUCCGCCGAGAUGUGAGCUGGGAUCCUUUCCCAAACUGGACACAGCCGAGUCGUAUCUUCGCUCAGGAUUUUGGCCUCCCUCCUUUCCUGGAGCCCAGCGAUCUGGACUGGAUAGACUGGGCGAAGAGGAGGCUGGCAUCUUUCUCCUGGCCGGGUUACACACAAUCUCCCCUUCUGCCUCCUUUCACCGGUCAGCAUCCCACAGCGUUGGACCAGAAGGGUCUGAGGCAGCUGACGAGCGGCGUGUCAGAAAUCAGAACAGGGCAGAACAGCUGGAAGAUCAACCUGGAUGUCAAUCACUUCUCGCCUGAGGAGAUCACCAUCACCACCAAGGAGGGUUACCUGCAGAUAUCAGGAAAUCAUGAAGAAAGGCAGGACGAGCACGGAUUGGUCUCGAGGUGCUUCACUCGUAAAUACAAGUUGCCACCGGGGGUGGACCUGCAGCACAUCAGUUCAUCAUUGUCUGGUGAUGGCGUCCUGUCUGUAGAGGCUCCUGUUCCUGGAACAUCCGUCAGUAAUCCGGGCACUGAGAUCGUCGUCCCGGUUCAGAUCAGACAGAAGCAGGAGGGUGAAAAGUGAAACCAGAGAGCAGAACUUCAAACUGCAGUCAGACGUAGCCUAAGUUGGGUGUAGCAACUGUUUGUAGCGUUGACAAAAUCUAGUUUGUCGCAGCUUAAUAAAGAUGAUACAUUAACAAACCGGGUUUACUAUGAAAUACUGUUUAAUACCGCAAUUUAUUACCACCACCUCUUAUUUAACUUUUUAACAGUAAAACUAUCAGAUUAAUUAAUUUUGUCUUGAAUAAGCAGCACUAUGAAGCUGACAAAUUAUAAUCAUCAGCGAGUGUACUAAACAACUGCUGUCAUAUAAAUGAACAAAUAAUGGAAUGUUAGCUAUUAGUGUCUUUCAGCUGUUCCUCAGCAGAUUGUAGGAUUAAUAGGAACAAGUUCAAUCUGUUUUGAUUGCUCAUAUAUUGCUUUAUUUUGUAUGUUGAAAAUGUUUGUCAAAUUAUCCACUAGUGGGCACUGAUUUUGUGUAAAAUUUGGGGGUUUGUCUCCAUUUUCUAAGGCUUUUUGGUAGCUUUAGGGUUCGACUUUAUAUAUGUAGAUCUUUAUCAACAAUGUGUCUUAAAGGCCCCAUAAUCAGCCUGAGUACAUCUUCCAGUUUAAAUGUUGGAGGUUUAUUGUGCCAAAUUGGUCUCUGAAAAGAUUUACUGAAAACACAUUUUCUGAAGCCUUAUAUUUUGAAUUUAAAUAAAUAACAUUUAAAAAAGAAAUACAGCACAUGCAUAUAGUACAUUUCUUCACAUGCAGCAAAUUUUGAGGAUUGAUUUAUAAAGCUUUUCAGCAAGAAGGGCCAGAACGGUCAGACAUGAGCGGCACUGAUCGAGGUCACGUCCUUCAAAAAGUCAACAGUGACAUCUAGUGUAAAAGUAGAACAUUACAGAACAGAUAAUGGUUGAAAAGACAGUACUGUAAAAAAAAAAAAACAUAUAGAGAGGAUUUUAUUUGUAAUCAAAUGUAACAUUUUGAUUAUUGAUGAUCAGUAAAGAAGCAAACACUGGCUAUCAAUAGAAAACAGAACAGCGGAAGCUCACAUUAUUUUUCAUGAAUGUAAAUAAUAGAGUUGAAAAAUAGAGAUGCAGGUUAGAUGUUCCUAACCAAGUGCACAAGUUUUAUGAACUUUAGAUAUUUAGAUUCUUAUUUAUCACAAAUUAAUUCUGCAGCAUGAUGACAACAACUGCAAAGAUGUGAUUGCAGUCAUGAAGAAAGUUUCAUCAAGUAUUGUUCUCAUUAGUGACAUUUAUGUGGAGUUAACUGGUCAAUAAAAACUAUCUAUGGCA